CUCACGCUCCCAAAGUCAAAGGCGUGCCCUGGCGAGGAGGCGUGGGCGGCUACCAAGGAGAGUUUAUCCUUCCGUCUCACGGCCAAUUCAUGCUCGUGCAAUUUAAAUAUAAGUAAGAUUCUUUGGGAAGAGAAUAAACUUUAAUGCGUAAGUUUUCGGGACUGGUUCUCCAGCUCGUCUUCAGACUUUUGGACUAUGUACAAAACCAGUUAACUAUUUAACCAUGUCGAACAAGUGAAUGUAUGGUUGGCCGAAGCCUGCGCCAAUGCGCGUCAAUGAUUUGCGUCAUCCCCUCGGCAUUGCUACACUCGCUUCCAUUUGUCCUUGAGAAAUUUGUAUGUCGCAUCUAAAUCGAUAUGCCGAUUGAUUCAUGCCUCAUCUGAGUGCAUUGCCUCCAGGAAUUCGCGGCCUUUCCCUAUUGGGCAUGCGCCAACAAUGCGGGUGUUCUCCCAUGCUAAUUUGUGCCCAGUGUCCAGUGUGUGCAUAGCUACCUGGGAUAGAUGAUCUAUUCUCCUCACCGCUAACUGAUGCUCAUGUAUGCGGGUAGACACAGAUUCACCAGUUUGGCCACAACAGACGGCAUCACAACUGGGACAUGGUAUUUUGUAGACAACAUCUUUUCUACCAAGAUAGCCAACCCUGUCCUUAGGGUGUACAAGCCGUGCACGCAAGGUGGUUGUAGGUUGGUGUGCUACUUGUAUGUGACGAUUUUUCAGCUGUCUUUCGACGAGUUCAGAUACAUUUUUCACGUCUGGGAGGGUCCGCCUGGUGAAUGCUUUUGGUGCUUGGGUGGCCGUUGUUUUUGAAAUACUUUUCUGUUUAAACUCAUGUUUUUAUGCAAUGACGUACGAAGUGGCGCGGGCAUCCGUUGUGGGAAAAUAAUUUGAAAAGUUAUUUCAUUUCUGCUUAAUAACUUUCUUUAUCAGAGCAGUGUGUUUUAGCCCGGUUUAGUAGGCUGUAGACAGUACUCCUCUUGUGAGAGAUAGGAUGGUUACUCUCAAAAUGUAAGAUGACCUCGGAGUAUGUUUCUUUGCGAUAAACUGAAGUGUGAAGGGAUCCAUCAGUUUUUCGGCAUACGAGGACAUUCAGAAAUGGGAGCUGUCCAUCAACCUCUGUUUCAAAAGUAAACUUAAUUCCUGGAAAUGUGGAGUUAGGAUUCGUGUGAAGCUGGUCUAAUUGGUUUCUCUUGACAAUGACAAAUGCUUCAUCAACAUAGCGCAGCCAUAGUUUUGGGUUAAUUUUAGGUAGGGAUAUAAAUAUAUAUAUUUUAUAGAAGACGUCCACAAAAAUAUUCCUCCAUUUACUCAUUUGGUAGCGGAUUUCGUCUUCUUUAAAUUUUAUACUUUCGGUUUUAAAAAAAGUGUCUAAUUGUGAGAUUUUUCAAUACGUUUGUUCAGACGUCCUCGGGCGGUGUUCUCGAAUACCCUGGCAUAUAUCACCCAGGUGCUUGAGGCUACCGACAACGGCUUAUUUCGCGUAGAGAAGGCUGCAUCAUUUACAAAAGAUGCUCAUCAGAAAUGCGUCAUCUCACUUGUUCUCUCACCUUCUCAGCCCUAAUCUCCUAAGGGAGGCAAACAUACGCGAAAACGGCAACAAUUUGAAUCAGAUGGUUUUGCGCUGCGAUUGCCUGUAGUUGCAGUGGCCUGACGGUUUCGCUGGGAGCAUUCUGACCAGUUACAUGCCUUCAGCACGUGUCAGUUAGACAGUGGUAUUAUUUCGGCGAAGCCUUAAAUGAUAUUGCCGGCUGGAGCCAUGCGUAGGGCUUCUUGACAGCCGGAGAGUACGUCUAUCGAGCGCAACGAUGACCAGCGCCACAGCGUAGACCACUAGCGACGUAUGGCGUGUAAUUUAGGCUAUGAAGACGUGAAGUCCGCCACAGCGCUUUCACUCUCCUGAGGUCAUGUUCAAGUAUCAAGAGAAGUUUACGGCAACAGAAUACGGUCAUCGACACGGCGAUUGUUCGGAUGCUCGCCCCUCGUCUUUGAGCAUCACGACCCACCGGCCUCUCAGCGACAUCCAAAAUGUGCUUUCGACACAAACUGGCGAUCCUAGAGGAUCAUGCAGGGAAAUGGUUGUAAUAGAGUCAGAGAAAAGAUUAUUAACGUACCCAUAGCGUUUACGGGGAUGUGCAUGUUUUCUGUUAAUAACUAUACGGUAAAUAAUUACCACGAAAUGUGUUAUUACUUACUGGUAGACUAUAAUGUUCUUAUGGGCUCUGUAAUUUUACAUUUCACCGCCGACGGCAAGUCAUCCAGGAUGCGAAGAUGCCAGCGCUGACAUGCAAACUCGCCACUUAAAUGGACAAAUUUGCCGUGGACGUAGACCUUGUCGUCCACUUUAUAGGCAAUACUAAAAAUGUGCUGAUGCGAUGCUGCACGACUGGACACCCCACGGUCCUGAAGAAUCUCAUAAAUAGGAACUCUUUUAAAACCGGAAUAUGCAGGCAUAAAAUUUGAAGAAGACGAAAUCUGUUCUCCAAUGAGUAAAAGAAAGAAUGUGUUUGCGCAUGUCUUCUGUAAAAUAUAACUCAUGAGGACAUCAGCAAAAACCCCCUGUACCAUACACAUAGAAUGCCUGCUGAAGUAGUGACUGGUAUGCAAGCUAGUUCGUUGUGAGGUGGAUUCCGUCACAGCGUUUUUGCUCUAUGCCGUAAGUCGUGUUUCAUUAGGAGGAUUAAGACAUUUGAAUAUGGACACUGACGAAGUCGCUGAGCGGGCCUUCGUCCCUCAUCCACCUGUACCAGGACUUAACCGUCCACAUGUAGCUUGCCGACAUAGGGACAUCACACCAGUAAACUAAAGCGGUUCAACUGUAGUUCCAUCGCACUGAGAAAAAAACUUAUUACUGAAUCCACAGCGUUUACGGGGAUGAAUCACCGCAAAAUGCGUUUGACUUCAAUGAUGAGCCCUUUCGCAUUUAGCAGUACUUCGACCAAGUUCGCUACUUAAAUGGACGAAGUAGACAGCACUUCCAAGUACUAGAUCUGCCCUAAUUUUUUGAGACCCAGAGCAAAUUUCGGAGACAGAACCAGUCAAAUCCAAUCCUGUGAAACACCAGCCGAAUGAAUGAGGCCAAAGACAGUUAAGACGGCCAUGCAUAUGCACAUGUAGCCUAUCUCCUUUCAACCAAAAAUCAGUCCAAACAGGCAAGAGGUCCUUUGAACAGGGCACACCAAAGAGGUCUAUGCAAAGUAACUAUACAGCGUGUGGUGGAAAGUGGACAAAAGACAGCGCGGCGAGAGAAUUCGUCUCCAGCGACGAGGGCCUCGCAGAACUUCUCGGUGUGGCUUUAUCCCACGGAUCCUUUUCUUUUUCUCCUGAAGAGUUUGCUUGUGGGGUUCCGGCAGGGUGGCUGCCCGACCGCCAAAAACGGGCACCUGCUCAUGAAGCUCCCGUAGCACAUCCGCCUUCUCAGUACUCUGUAGAUUAUUCUGGGAAGGUGGGGUACUAACAAAAUGAAGUAGCCCGUUACAAACACUUAAAACACCGGUGUGUUCAGUCUUACAUUGGCACGAGGUAGUUUGUUCACCACAAGCGGUGAGGACUACGGUCGUCACAGUGGUUUACUCAAAAAUUUGUUCAAACCGAAGUGGGCUUGCACCACAUCCUGUGCACUUGAUCUGCCUAAACCCACCGCGUUCAGGUGAGGGGAUCAAGUAGAUACGGCAGGAGGGGAUAGGCGCGAGCGAAGUUGAUAAAGUAGAGCCACGCGUGACAUACGCGACUUGGUCCCUAGCCCUGAAAUUCAGGCCUCAUCACGAGGGUGUCGGAGCCUCACCUAAGUGAGAGUGCCAUGAAGGCCACAUUAAGGAGUCUUUGAACUCUGACCGUGUUGUCAUGCCAUUUGAUAGCCUCCUAAGCCAUAAUUAUUGGUACCUAUAGGUGCUUUCAAAGGGCGUCUUCUUGUGUACACUGGGAAGGUAAGAGUUAGGCCCUGAUUAGCUUGGCCUUAUUUUUUACCCUUCACAUUAACCGGUGUCUUGUUCGAUUUAAGCCAAAUGGCAGUGAAAUUGUUUGCGGUGGCUGCUGUGUCAUGAAGCCUCCGUCCACUGCUUGUCACACACGUGCGGCCAAAAUUAAGGUUUGUUGCAGUAACGCAGACUUGUCUGGGAUGACCUCUUUGUGAGACUGUGACGCAGCGAGGUAUCUUACCGGUCUUCAUCGCCUGUUCUUUUUCAGGCUACUGGUCGGACACACCCUUUUUCAAGGGCGACCCCUGCCAGUUCGGUCUUGUGGGUGUGCUCGAUAUCAGCCGCAACGAGGACCUCUUUGACGAUCUUGCCUCCUCCACUCUCCUGAACGCGGCCGAGCGGGAGUUUAUCAUCACACGACACGGUCUCUCUGAGGGUAUCCUCACUGCCUUCGCCUGGUCCAGUGCCAUCGCCUACAACCAGGGUGAGCGUGCCCCCCUCUACAUCUAUUCACCACUGACAACGUCGUUCAGAAAACUGUCAUUCAUGCAGGCGCUUGCCAUGUGCAAAGUUUAGGGACAUGAACUAUCUGACUUUUUGAACAGCCGGAUUUGCUGUCCGCCGGCAAGGGCUGUACCAGCAUCGAAAUUGGACAGAACUUUAGAUGGUUUUUCGGGGUUGUCAACCCUUUUCCGUUCAGUACUGUCCAUGACAGUAGGUGGCAGACCCGGCUGUUCGAAGUGUCAGACAAUUUGUUCAGUUGAUGUCACCCUCCUCUGACUGUUACCACGCAACCGUUGCCUGAAUCUUCGAAGUCGCGGAAGUAUCGCAAGAAGAGUAAUGCACACUUUUGACGCUCUGGUACGAUCUCUAAUUCUUCCACUCACUGCUGGCACAGUGAAGGUUUAUUUUCCACUAUUUAAACCCCGAGUUCUACCGCUGUGAGUGCCUCAUCUUUGCACCAGUUCUUUUCCUAAGUGUACAACCGUCUCGCGUCGUUAAUCUACAGAACGUUAAAGGUAAUGAAAACCUGAUAUAUCGUCCCCUGCAUUUAAAUCGAGUACCCACAAUGGACUCUUAUUUGGUCGUCUUCAAGUGCAACAACUCAUGUACUUGCACGCCCACUCGAUCACCGCUUUAGCUAACGUGUGCAGGUACUCAUUUGGCGCCAUCUAGUUUUCCUGACGGUUCGGCCUGCUGUUGCUUUGGUUUUGGCCGGACCUUUCUGUUUGACUUUAUAUACUCGUAGCGAUGCCGAUUAGCUUGUGUUAUACUAACUGAAGAGCGUGCAGUGAGUCUGGAGUUGACGUCGAAGAAAAUAAAACGACAAGACCUGAACAUUCUCCUUAGUAGUGUCUUAACUGACGGAAACUUCAACUGCUUUACUCAAGUAUGGCACUUUUUGAACUCCAGCUGGCCACGACUAAGUAUUGGCCUUGAUCUAACCCUUCCCCCCCUCCACUGUUCAAGUAAUUUUGAGUGAUAUCCAAAAUAGUUGAAUUGGAUAUCCUGAAAGCGUCUGGGUAGGGAGGGUUAUAGCCCCCAUGUCUAUGUCACUACAAGGUCUGUGCGACCUAUUGUCGCCCGAUUACCGCUGUUUUGUGAAGUCUUAUAGUCCACAACAAUCCGUUUGUGAUCAGCAGUCACGAGGAUUCACAGUCACAUGACGCCGUAGUGGCGUAACAUCCAAUCAGAUCGCCGUUAUCCCCAUGAGUUCAUAAUUCACCUUUAGGUCUUAGCAACUGGUCAGUUCGAGGCGCGGAAAUAGAUAUUUUGAACGGAUGUGCGACUACCUCCCGCGGAAAACGCCCUGAAGCCUAUACAAAUAUUAACGGCAGGAACCAGAGGUCGAGUCAAUGAAAGCUGGACUUAGAAAAUUCUCGACCCCAUACCGCUUUCCCAUUGCCAAACUAUUGAGAUGAAAGGACAGAAGUGAACACAAAUCGCCAUAUAUUUCUGACUGAGAUCGGUAGACCUCUUCUGCAUCAACAUCAAACCCCGCCCUGGUCGAUGCCAGUCUUUCAUCGUCCGCCUAAUCAGUUUAUUAGGUUGGUCCACUGAUUGUUCUCAAACGUGGAGGUGUUACUGAAUUCCAGCUUUAAUUGAUCUAUGUAAGCCGCCUUGUAAACUGAUAAAGACUAAUGCCCUCAGAGGAUCUUUAUGUAGUGUAGGUUCUAUAUUAUUUUUACAGUUGUUUUUAUGCCGUCUUUGGUUAUGACCCACCCCCAGCACUGUUCCCAGUGACAUAAUUAAUACAGUGAUUCUUCCUCACAACUUCUUUUUCGGUGCUGGGUGCAGCACGUUUCAAGGGAAUGAGCAUCAACUUCUAACUCCCACCUCUCUUUUGCACCUUGUGCCCUGUCCAACCCCCACCUGUUGCAGGUUUUACUCUCUACAACGACUUGACUUACCCCAUCCCGGUGCAGCUUCUACUGACUGACGGUCAUCACUUCCAGUUGCUUCGAUUCCAGCUGAACUCCCUGACUGCGCUCUGGAAGCCUGAAGACGCCGGAUUACCUUUCAACAUGGCCUGGGCAUCACAGCGACUGGCGCUCUACGAUCAGGACGCAGCUGCGCUGUAG
Molecule: messenger RNA, 6492 nt
Organism: Spirometra erinaceieuropaei
Lineage: Eukaryota; Metazoa; Platyhelminthes; Cestoda; Diphyllobothriidea; Diphyllobothriidae
Source: the annotation of a GenBank genome assembly